AUGCCCAGCAAGGUGAGAAGCUGGGUAGAAAUUUGGUGGGGGGCUACCCUUUUGUUCCUCUUUUGCCACCUGGGCUACGUUUGUGGGCAGAUUCGCUACCCGGUCCCAGAGGAGUCACAGGAAGGGACUUUUGUAGGGAAUGUCGCCCAAGAUUUUCUGCUGGAUACAGAGAGUCUGUCAGCUCGCAGGCUGCAGGUCGCUGGAGAGGUGAACCAAAGACACUUCCGUGUGGAUUUGGACAGCGGAGCCCUGCUAAUCAAAAAUCCAAUCGAUCGAGAGGCACUGUGUGGGCUCAGUGCCAGCUGCAUCGUGCCCCUGGAGUUUGUAACCGAAGGGCCUUUGGAAAUGUACCGAGCAGAGGUUGAGAUCGUAGAUGUGAAUGAUCACGCCCCCCGAUUUCCGCGGCAGCAGUUGGACUUGGAAAUCGGGGAAGCAGCUCCGCCAGGACAGCGUUUCCCCUUGGAAAAGGCACAGGAUGCAGAUGUGGGGAGCAAUUCCAUUAGCAGCUACAGACUAAGCUCCAAUGAACACUUUGCCCUGGAUGUCAAGAAGCGCAGCGACGGCAGCUUGGUCCCAGAGCUUCUUCUGGAGAAGCCUUUGGAUCGUGAGAAGCAAUCGGACUACCGCCUGGUGCUAACUGCUGUGGAUGGAGGGAACCCCCCUAGAUCUGGCACCGCGGAGCUCCGGGUGUCAGUGCUGGAUGUGAAUGACAACGCCCCAGCCUUCCAGCAAUCCAGUUACAGGAUCAGCGUGUUGGAGAGUGCGCCAGCGGGCAUGGUGCUCAUUCAGCUCAACGCCUCGGACCCAGACUUGGGACCUAGUGGUAACGUCACCUUUUCUUUCAGUGGUCACACCCCUGAUCGGGUGAGAAACCUCUUUAGCCUUCAUCCCACGACUGGAAAGCUUACCCUUCAGGGGCCUCUAGACUUUGAGAGUGAGAGUUACUAUGAAUUUGAUGUGAGGGCUCGCGAUGGGGGCUCUCCAGCCAUGGAGCAACAUUGCAGCCUUAGGGUGGAUCUCCUAGAUGUAAAUGACAAUGCCCCCCACAUCACAGUGACCUCGGAGCUGGGAACUCUACCAGAGAGUGCAGAACCUGGCACUGUGGUGGCACUCAUCAGUGUGCAGGACCCUGACUCUGGGUCAAAUGGAGAUGUGAGCCUCCGCAUCCCUGACCACUUACCAUUUGCCCUCAAGUCUGCCUUCAGGAACCAGUUCUCCCUCGUGACAGCUGGACCCUUGGAUCGAGAGGCUAGGUCUAGUUAUGACAUCAUGGUUACUGCUUCUGAUGCUGGGAACCCUCCCCUGAGUACCCACAGGACUAUUUUCCUCAAUAUUUCAGAUGUGAAUGAUAACCCACCCUCUUUCUUCCAGAGGUCACAUGAGGUAUUCGUUCCUGAGAACAAUCGCCCAGGGGACCUGCUUUGUUCCCUUGCAGCCUCUGACCCUGACUCUGGCUUAAACGCACUAAUCUCAUACUCUCUUUUAGAGCCCAGAAAUCGAGAUGUGUCUGCUUCUUCCUUCAUUUCUUUGAACCCCCAGACAGGAGCUGUUCACGCCACUAGAUCGUUUGACUACGAGCAGACCCAGACCCUGCAGUUUGAGGUGCAGGCCAGGGACAGGGGCAGCCCGCCCCUCAGCAGCACUGUCACAGUGCGCCUGUUUGUGCUGGACCUCAACGACAACGCCCCAGCCGUGCUGCGCCCUCGGGCCAGACCCGGUUCCUUAUGUCCACAAGCAUUGCCUCCAUCAGUUGGUGCUGGGCACCUAGUCACAAAGGUGACAGCUGUGGACUUGGAUUCAGGUUACAAUGCCUGGGUUUCCUAUCAGCUCCUGGAGGCCCCGGAUCCCAGCCUCUUUGCUGUCUCCAGAUAUGCGGGGGAAGUACGGACAGCUGUUCCCAUCCCAGCUGACCUCCCACCUCAGAAGCUGGUCAUUGUGGUGAAGGACAGCGGUAGCCCACCACUCUCUACCUCUGUUACUCUCCUGGUGUCUUUAGAGGAAGACACCCAUCCAGUUGUCCCCGAUCUUCGAGAAUCGUCAGCUCCCAGAGAAGGAGAAUCCCGUCUAACGCUCUACUUGGCUGUGUCCUUAGUGGCCAUCUGCUUUGUCUCCUUUGGUUCUUUCGUGGCACUGCUCUCGAAGUGUCUUCGCGGGGCUGCCUGUGGAGUGACAUGCUUUCCUGCUGGCACCUGUGCCUGUCUCAGCAGAUCUCGGAGGAGGGAGGGGCUUCCUCCUUCCAAUGGGAUCCUCCGAAUCCAGCUAGGGUCGGAAGAUCCUAUCAAGUUUGUUGAUGUGGGAGGCCACUCUCAUGGCUGUACACCAUUGGCUUCCGCACCCACUCGGAGUGACAGCUUCAUGAUGGUGAAGUCACCCAGUGCACCUAUGGCAGGGGAGCCUGUGCGCCCAAGCUGUCCACCCUCUGAUCUUCUCUAUGGGCUAGAGGUGAGACCUUUGCAGGCUCAGCCAAUGCUUGGGGGUUAUUGUGAUCCAGACAUGUGGCUGGGCCCAUUGCCAGAGAGUCCUGACCUCUCUGGAAGAGCCCACAGUGAUGUCACCAUUUUUGUGAGUAUUAACUGUGUUGCAAAUGCUGUGCUCGACAAGUGCCUGAGUUGA
Molecule: messenger RNA, 2613 nt
Organism: Arvicola amphibius (Eurasian water vole)
Lineage: Eukaryota; Metazoa; Chordata; Mammalia; Rodentia; Cricetidae
Gene: Pcdhgc4
Product: protocadherin gamma subfamily C, 4
Exons: 1
Coding region: 1-2613 (870 amino acids)
Biological process (GO): homophilic cell-cell adhesion
Cellular component (GO): plasma membrane
Molecular function (GO): calcium ion binding
Source: RefSeq, a predicted model, not a curated record